AUGCAUGGCUAUCCCUGGCUGCCCAGCGCCAUGCGCAUGGGGCUUGCAAGGUGUAGGUGCAGCCUUCCAUCCGGAACAUCGACGACCCCAGAUGGGCUACAUGUCUUCGAGUCCUUCAUCUUGCCGUCCGAGCAUGAUGCACUAGCAACGUGCGUUUCGGACACCUUUGCCUCUGCCCGGAAGAAAUGCAGCAUAAUGCAGAGAGACAGGGAGAAGGCGCACAUUCCACAGCCUGCCAGCGUCAAAUCGCAUGCGCACAACCUCCCGAGCGAAGAAUACUAUGUCCCACUUCGGCUACAGCUUGGGCCCAACUCGGCAGAAUUGAGCAGCGCCUAUUUCCCGAAGUAUGGGGACGAAGGGCAUGAGCUUAUGUAUUUCUCCAAGGGCAGCUUGCAAUCCUUGCCGCCGUUUGCGCGAGAGUUUAUUCACACCAAAGUCGCAGCCCUCAAUCCUCUGGUUUCCGUGACAGGCAAGUGGCGGCUGACUCUGAAUCACUAUAGACCACAAGGAGCACCGUCACCCGCGGAAGGCCCAGCUAUACGACCCGGCUUUCCAUAUCACAAGGACCUGCCGGCAAAUGGGGACGUUACCAUGAUCCUGACCCUUUGCGCCAGAGGCGACUUGGAGCUUGUCCCAGAAGCAGAGCCAGACAGACCGCCCACCCUGGUUCAGCUGCAGCCGGGGUCCCUGAUUCUCUUAUCCGGCGAGGUAAAGUAUUACAGCAGGGCAAGAUUGAACAAUCGCUGGCAUGACCUGCAGGACAUCCACUUCUUCUUGGAUCGGGUGACCAAGCAUGGCGGCCUAGAGAUCAAAGCCGGCGACGCUGUGCGCUGCUGGCUAAAGGAAUCCAGAGGUGGAAGUCCUUCGCUUCUCAGCAAAGACUCAGAGAAAGUUGGAAGCACUGGAGCAGAUGCAAGCUUGGAGGCUGGCGAUGUCCGACUCAGCCAAGCACAGCGAGAAGCUGCAGAUGGCGAGGUUCCAGGCCGAUUGAACCAGUUGGCCAGUCAGGAAGGCAGAGUCUUGCUUGGCUGCUUGGCGGGCAGUUUCGGAGCCUUGGCUCCGAAGGACCUGCUUGCAAGCGCCAUGCACCCACAGUGGUCGGCCCUUUCCGACAUUCCGGAGCCCUCGAAGGCAGCCGACAUCUCCAUGGGCACUGGUACCCCUGAGGCGCAGCGUGCCCAUGCAUCUCAUGAUGCGCAGUCCUCCGCAGAACUGCCCAAACAAAAGCGGGCAUUCUGUGCAGAGCGUGCCUAUGCGGAGCAAGUCAUGCGCGAGCAUGUUGACUUGCGCGCAAAGGCGCCUUCCCGAGUUGAGCAGCAGCCCGUGAAGGACGUGUUUUUUACCCAUGCCCGCGUUAGUGAGCAGUUUAAAAACGGACUGAGUUUGGCCAAGCUGCUGGGCGAUUUCCGACGAGGGAGGGUCAACCCAGCAGUCGAUCCCAGGCUACAGCUGGAGGUGUGCAAACUCCGUGGCAAAAUGCGAUCAUUGAACAACCGACGCCUUUGGGUUCUGAAGGAGUUCCAGCGUGAACAAGACAGCCAAACAGGCUGCGAGGUGCGUGUUUCGACUAACGUGCACACGCUGUGCCGAGGCACAGCCAAAUUCAUUCAGAGCCAUUGUCGGCAUUCCACCAGAGAUCAAUCGGCAGUGCACCCAGAGGCAAGAGAGGCACGCGCAACGCUGCACGACAUAGCUACUGCCCAGACAGAGGCAGGCCUUGUCUGCGAUUGGGCCCUGAUGGAACUUGCAGAGAUUCAGCGCAGGGUGCCGGUCAGUGAGUUGACAUGUGCUGGAAUAGCUCCCGAACCGAAAGAAAAGCGUCGGCGGGUGAGCUCUAACAUGCUUCCAACGACGACUGGGACAAACCUGGACCGCGACAGCUCAGAAUUCAGUUGCUUCAAAGAUCUCGUAGAUGUAGUCAGGUUUGAAUCUAGGCUCCACGUCGUGGACCAGAACGUGUUCAACACCUUGCAAGACUUUCGCUUCGUAGAGACAGUGCUCGUGAUUCCCUUGUGUCCUUGGACAGCAAAGUUGGUUCUGGCAAACAGCAGCGUGAAUGAUGGAGCAAGCGUGGAAGUUCGGGGCGCCAUCGCACAAGAUGCUGGUUGGACACUCGAGCGCAUCGUGGGGUUGCUGCUUGAAAUGGCAAACCACGUGUGGCAGUCCCCACAAGCCCCGCGAAUUUUCCAGAUUCUGGCGGCUUCACGCUUGCUUGGCGAGCGAUGUGCCUUGAUAUCGGCCAUCCGGUCCCCUGAGCGGCCACCGGAGAUGUCGCAAAACGUUUGGCCUUUCCUGCAGCACUUGAUGAAGGUCCAACCAAGCAGCUUCGAGUCGGCGUUGCCUGCCUGCAGAUUCUUGUGCGAAAAGCCUCCUGAGUCUUUGGAAUUUUCCAAUGGGGUGCGGACGUCACAGCUCUUGGACCUGCUAUCCUCGGCAUCCACAGUCCUGAGCUCUGGCCGGGCUGAUGUCACUGAUGCGUCGUGGUAUUCCAUGCCUUUGGUCCCAUCUUCGACGGAGCUUCGGCAGCAGAAGAUGCGGAUCUUGCCCGACGGUCGACGGCGCAACGCGACAUCACGCGCCUUGCCAGUGGUACGGCAGAUCGGGAGCUACAAGUCCCUCGGAAACUACUUGGACACGUACUUCCGCCUUCUUCGGGAGGAUUGCACAGCAGCCAUCCGCGGCUCGCUGGCAGAUGUGCGCGACCAGGGCAAGGAUGCAGAGACGGCUCGGAGGGAUGGAAAUGCCUUCCGGGCCACGCUCAAGGGCUUCACUGUGGGGCACAGCGUCGAAGGUGUUGUGGACAGCCGGAUCAAGGCAGUCCUCCAAAUCGAGCCCUUGCUCACGCGUGCGCAGUGGAACUUUCGAGCCACCAAGUGCUUCAUGAAUGGGAAUUUGGUGGCUUGCAUCUGCGAUGAGGAUUUUGACAGUCCAAUCUGGAUGCUGGCUGCCCGUCGCGAGUUGGGAAGAUCAAACGGGACACUGGCCCUCGAUUUCUACGUGGAUGCAAGAGGUUCAUCACAGGCAUCCGUGGAAGCUAAACAGCUGGCACACUUGUGGGGUGCCAGAAGGCUGACCUUGAUUGCAUCUCCCACAUAUUUCCGAUCAUUCGAGCCGAUACUGCGAAGACUGCAGGCGACGGAGGUGGAGGGCUUGCCUUUUCUGGAGGAGCUUGUGCAUUGUGAGACCACAGAAAGGCGUCCAUCGAGCUUGUGUGCCGCGGAUUCUGUUGAUAGGAAGCUGGUGUUUUCUGCUCCGGAUUUACAGUCGGAGAGCUCUUACCAGGUUGUGGGUAUUUCCACUCCGACCGAGAUGCGCGCUGUGACGCUUUUACCCUCAGAGACGAGAAUCGCGUGUCCUUCCGGUAGGCAGCUCUUCGAUAUUCGCUGGAACGAGCUGACCAAGAAGUUUCGCAUUCGAAACCAAGCUGGUCACCAGAUUCUGGUAGUUUCACAUGGGCAACAUGGAGAGGGAACAGCUUGCCAUCCAGCCAAUUCCUUUGGCUGUGAAGAAAUCGACGAUGAAGCCGAGCCUGGCAUUGUGAAUGUGGUCCACGCUGGGAAUGACAUCCAUGUGCCAUUUUGCUGUGACGUUGUCAUCCAGACAGAGCCGUCCAAAGAACUUCGAUACCGGGUCCUGCCACUCCGCGGCACAGUUCAGCAGCUUUGUCUGGAACUGGAGGAUGCCAUCACGGCCGCACGUGAAGCGACCUCGACGCCGGGGACCACCUGGGACCAGAGUCAGCUGCGGGCGGCGCAUCAUGCCUUGCACUGCCGCGUGUCCCUGAUCCAAGGGCCGCCAGGUACAGGCAAGACAUUCAUUGGUUACAAGCUGCUGGAAAUGCUGAUGAAGAAGUCCAGGGUGCUCGUGCUGACGUACAAGAACCAUGCCCUGGACGAUUUUUUGCAACACUGCGUUGAGGGGCAAUACACCGAUCAGAUGGCCCGGAUCGGCCGCAACAGCACAGAUUCUGCAGAAUUGCAGGCGCAGCAGGACCCUGCCACAAAGGACUUGCGCACGCACCUAUUUCAGUCCAAGGUUGACGUGAACGGCAGGCAGAGGGAGUUGCUGGCAGCCUUGGAAAGGUUUCGUAACCGAGGCGUUCACACGGUUGACACUUUCCUCAGCAACGUCAACGGUCAACAGCUUCUUCAGCUUUGUCGAGGCUGCAGAAGACAAAGCACAAACAUCGAAUGGCUCCGGUGGAAGCUGGACGAGUACAGCAACUCCCUCAGCAACUGGGCCCACGAUCUUCCCCGGAUGCUUUGCUCUGAUGCCCAACUCGAUGAUAUGGACUUGGGCUCUCUCGAGACCUCCAACCUGCACGAAGAUUGUAGAUGGAUGCGCUCUGCACUCGCAGAGGUUCUGGACGAAUGGUAUCCAGACCAAGCCACCGUCACAGAAGCCGCUGAGACGCUGCUCCACGAUGCCGGACCAGCGCAUCCGGAGGAGCCAGAGCAAGUGAUGACCGCACAUGGCUACGAGAUUAUCGAGGUGCGGACCCCUGAAGAGUGGGCCAAGGUCGCGCCAGCCUUGGACAACAACUUGCGGGCAGAGCGGGCCGUGCAUCUGCGGGCAGAUGCCGUAAUCGACAAGGGCUGGGUCCUGCGUGAACUCAUGGAUCCAGCUAGUGGCAUGCCGGUGCAACUUACAUCAGCACAACUGCCUGUGAGCCUGUGCUUCGAAGCCGAUGACGAGGCAGAGAGGGAAAUGCAGGCAGAGAUUGAGGCUGAGCGUUCCAACAGCGCGGGUGACACGCGGGAGGGCCUAAGCAAGGACGAGUGGCAGUCCUUGGUGCCGCGAGAGCCAUCAUUCCAGCGUGGUCAGCCUCACAUACGACUCACGAGUCAUGCUGUCCUGCAGAGGGCCGUGGACGACAAGCAUCAUGGGAUCUCAGACGCCCCAAAUCUUUUCCGCCUUUCUGAAAUGAGCAGAGCUCACGUGGUGGUGCACCACAUUGCUCGUCAAGCUGCUGCCUGCUUGAAAGACCUCGAGAUCGCCCUGACGGCCUUGACACAAGCCUGCGAAGAAGAGGAGUCAACCGAUGUGGCUUUCAGCCAGAGCGCCCGUGCUCUGCAAGGCAAACGAGUUAUUGGAAUGACGAUCACCGGCGCCUCCAUCAAUUCUGCCAUCAUCUCGCAACUCAAACCAGAUGUGGUUCUGGUAGAGGAGGCUGCAGAAGUUCUGGAGCCACAAAUUCUGGCGGUCCUUGGCCCCUGGGUCAAGCACCUGAUCAUGAUCGGGGACCACAGGCAACUGCCACCCCCUGUGGAGACAUAUGCGCUGAGACAGAACAACUUGUUCGAUGUGAGCAUGAUGGAACGUCUUCUCUUCAAUGGAUUGCCAAAUGUCGAGCUUCAAGCACAAGGGCGUAUGCUCCCCAGCUUAUCCAAGCUCCUACGGCCCAUCUACCCCAAGCUGGGUGACAAUACCAGAGUCACGAGCAAGCUGGCUGCUCCAGCCUGCGUGGCCUCAGAAGUCUUUUUCUGGCACUGCCCACAUCCGGAAGAAGAUGGCGAGCGGAGUCACACGAACAGAAGUGAGUGCGACAGGGCUGUGCAGCUGGUUCGAUUCUUCAUCUCCCAGGGCUACAAACCGAAGCAGAUUACGGUGCUGGCUCCCUACCAGGGUCAGGUGGCAAUGAUCAGCCGCACGCUCAGGGACGAGAUUCCGAAGUUCCUGGCAGAGAUGGGGGAAAAGCAGCGGCUGGCGGCUUUUUCAGCUCGCAUCGAUCCGACACUUCUCAAGCGCGGGAACCGGGUGGAUAUCACUGCUGCCACAAUCCGUCAAGAGAGGGUCGUUCCCCUCGACGAUAAACCUGCACAACCAGGACGCUAUGUGGCAACCCCCAAGGGCGACCGCAGCACGUUGGCAAGCCAGGAGUUGUUGGAGGUGCAGUUGGAGCCAGAUGCUGUUCAACCAGACCAAAUGCCUGACGUCAGUUCGAUUGACAGGUACCAAGGAGCGGAGAACGACAUCGUCAUAGUGUCCUUGGUCAGAUCCAACAAGCAGAACAAGUUGGGGUUCCUGGGCACAGAUGAUGGCAAGAACCGCAUGUGUGUGGCGCAAUCUCGAUCGCGGUGCGGACUAUAUCUGAUUGGAAAUGAAGAAUGCCUUCGGAGUUCACCUCACUGGCGGGAACUCUUAGACCUGUUGCAAGAGCGCGGGUGUUUGGGGACCAAAUUCCCGCAGAGAUGCCCUCGACACCCUCAUGUGCAUAAGGAUGCCCUGGAGGCAGAGCACGUGUGCACAACGCAGUCGGCGGUGUGUGGGGUGCUUUGUGGUGCACAGUUCGGGUGUGGUAUUGCAACACACACGUGCAAGCGCCCAUGCCACCCAGAAGAGGACGGGAACAGUCACAGUGCCUCUAGGUGUGACCACUUGAGCAAGCUGGUAUUUGGAUGCUCGGAAACGCCGCAGCACGAGUUUCAGAUGCCGUGCUUUGAUCGCAACAAAUUCAUCCUGUGCCCUUACAAAGAACGGCUUUCCUGUCGUCGCUUUGCUUCGCACGAGCUCUGGCGCAAGUGCGGCCAGGCAAGGGAUGAUGUAUUGCGCUCUUGCAUGCGUAACUGCGAAGCCCAGCUCGGGUGUGGUCAUCAGUGUCCCAAGAAGUGCUCCGAGCCUUGCAUACAAGAAGCAGAGUGCCGAGAAAAAACGAAUUUUGACUGCCCGAGUUUUCCUGAGCAUCGCAAGAUGCGGCUCGCAUGCAACACACCCGCAGCAGAGAUUGCUGCCAGUUGCAGAGACCGGUGCAGUCGGAAGCUGCCGUGCAGACACUUCUGUCCCAAGCGCUGUGGCGAAGAAUGCGCAACGGAAUGCCAAAAGCCAUGUCAAACCAAACUUAGGUGCGGACAUCUGUGUCCCAAGAAGUGCUUCGAGCUUUGCAUACAAGAGGCAGAGUGCCGAGAAACGAAGGAUUUUGACUGCCCAAGUUUUCCUGGGCAUCGCAAGAUUCGGCUCGCUUGCAACACCGCCCGAGCAGAGAUAGCUGCCAGUUGCAAGGACCAGUGCAGUCGGCAGCUUCGGUGCGGACACUUCUGCCCCAGGCGCUGUGGCGAGGAGUGCGCAACCGAGUGCCAGGAGCCAUGUCAAACUCAACUUGGGUGCGGCCAUCUGUGUCCCAAGAAGUGCUUCGAGCUUUGCAUACAAGAGGCAGAGUGCCGAGAAACGAAGGAUUUUGACUGCCCAAGUUUUCCUGGGCAUCGCAAGAUUCGGCUCGCUUGCAACACCGCCCGAGCAGAGAUAGCUGCCAGUUGCAAGGACCAGUGCAGUCGGCAGCUUCGGUGCGGACACUUCUGCCCCAGGCGCUGUGGCGAGGAGUGCGCAACCGAGUGCCAGGAGCCAUGUCAAACUCAACUUGGGUGCGGCCAUCUGUGUCCCAAGAAGUGCUUCGAGCCUUGCAUACAAGAAGCAGAGUGCCGAGAAAAGAAGGACUUUGACUGCCCGAGUUUUCCCGAGAAGCACUGCAAGAUGCAGCUCCCGUGCAACUCCACUGUGGAGGAGGUAGCUGCCAGUUGCAGAGACCGGUGCAGUCGGAAGCUGCCGUGCGAACAUAGCUGCCCCAACUACUGUGGUGAGCCCUGCGCGACUACAUGCCAGAAGCGUUGCGGCGCGCAUCUUCUCUGUGGACACACAUGCUCACGCAGAUGCGGAGAGGAGUGCAAAUGCGAAGCAGUAUGCGAAUAUCAGCUGUCCUGCGGGCACUUGUGUCAGAAUGUAUGCAGUGAAUGUGAUGGCUCGCACGAUCCCUCCAGCUGCGUACAGAAAUGUCGCGAAAAGUUGCCGUGUGGGCAUCUCUGUGGACGGCAGUGUCGAGAACCCUGUGGACCUGUUUGCCUUGAUUGUGAUGCUGGGCUGAAGCUGAACGCGAAGCCGCCAACGAAGCCGCCAGCAAAGGCAAGGCCUGCAACGAAGCCGAUGCCACGGCCACCGACAGCCAACAACCAGGUGAGGCCCACAGCCAAGGCGAGACCACGGACGAAAUCCUUCCCCCCCAGAGCAGAGAGCAACGAUGACGUGAGCAUCCCCUCAGCCGCUUCGUCAGCAGAUUACUAUGAACAAUUGCAGCAAGAAAGGCAGCAGCGGCUGCUCAAGAUGCAGCAAGCCAGGGAAAAGGGAGAAGCGGAGCAUGGAAAGGGAAGUCGCGAUGCUGGUUCGGGCCACAGCGGCCAUGGAGAGGCCAGUGACAAAGGUGUGGGCAAAGGCAAGAAGGGACAGAAGACACGUCCAAUUGACGAUCGGCCAGAGCUCAAGCGCAAGCGACCCUCGUGA
Molecule: messenger RNA, 8268 nt
Organism: Symbiodinium natans
Lineage: Eukaryota; Dinophyceae; Suessiales; Symbiodiniaceae
Source: the annotation of a GenBank genome assembly